This is a messenger RNA of Mya arenaria, 5082 nucleotides long. Its product is annotated as apoptotic chromatin condensation inducer in the nucleus-like. The transcript has 25 exons. Bases 10 to 3639 code for a protein of 1209 amino acids. Lineage: Eukaryota; Metazoa; Mollusca; Bivalvia; Myida; Myidae. Gene Ontology annotation, molecular function: RNA binding. The record is from RefSeq and is a predicted model, not a curated record.
UGCAUCAAAAUGGCGGACGAAGAAGAACUGUUCGUAAAUGGAAAGCCUCUUUCAUCACUUAGGGUGGUAGAUCUUAAGAAAGAAUGUGAUAAAAGAGGACUGUCAAAGAGUGGAAGCAAGAGUCAUCUCGUUGAAAGGCUAAAAACGCAACUUCUUUUUGAGAACCCAGACAAUGAAACAUCUGGGACAGGAGCAGGUCCAAACAAAAUGCUGGAAAAAGAGGACUGUCAAAAUGAGUUCAUCAAACAGUACCUGGCCCAGCAGAAGCAGCUUAUAGAGAAUGCAGAGAGCUCUUUAAAUAGCUCCAGUCAAGAAAGUGAUAGUGAAGAGUCACCAAAGAAACGGAAGGCGGACUCCCCGCAGAUCCAAUCCCCACCACUUGAGGUGUCGCCCGAAAAACCAGUGCCUGUCGCGAUAAACAAACCGGCCGAUGAUGCCCCUACAGAGAUCAGUGAAGCAACAUCAAAGACCCUGCAAGGUGGUAGUCCUGUGCAGGAUAAGUCACCAGAAGAUCCUGCCAGUAAUGGUGUAAAGGACACUCCACAGGCUGUUAUCGAGGGAGAAAUAUCGACUGAACAAAGUCCUGCCAUGGGUCGUGGACGACGGAAAUUGACAAGACUUGAACCAGCCGCUGAAAGUGAGGAGAAGGAAGCCGCUGAAGCAGACAGGCCCCAUGAGAGGCGAAGUAGCAGAAGGUCAAGAAGUUCACACUCAGAGCAUGAUGAGCCCGCAGCAGGCGCUGAACCACCUCUAGAAAUAAGUCAACCACAGUCUGAAGCUGUAAAACUUACUGAGAAACCUAAAGAAGAGCCAGAAAAAGCUACUGAACCAGUAGUUGAAGAAACCAAAGGUAAUUCACAGAAAGAAGUGGAGAAAGAAGAGCCUGUUGCAGCUGCAAAUUCUGCUGAUUUAGAAAAAGAUACGAAAACAAAGGGAAAAGAUGGAGCAAAGAAAGAAACUGUAAAAGAAAUGGGUACUGAAAAGGAAGAAGCAACAUCAGAAACUGCAAAAUCUGUUGAGCAGGAAAAAGAUGUGAGGGGGAGUGGAAAAGGGAGAAAGGAGAGUGACACUGAAGUUGAAAAGACAGAAACUGUUAAAGAGAUGGAUCAAGGGAAAGAUGAAGAGCCUAUGGAAACUGCUAAACCUGUUGAGCAGGAAAUAGACCAUAGUGAUAAGAUGAAGGGGAAAGAUGGAACAGAGACCGAAGAGAUGAAGAAAGAAGAUAAAGAUGAUAAGAAGAAAGAAGAAACUGGAAAAGAGGAAAGUAAAGCAGAUGAGGCAGAAACUAUCGCAAAGAAGACGGAACCAGUUGCUAUGGAAACAGAGCCAGUUGCUAUAGAAACAGAACCAGAAACAAAGACACAAGAGUUAGUACAGGAAAAGUCUGACACAAGGAUAAGGGCACAAAAGCCAGGAAGAUCAAGGCGUUCAAGGUCAAGUUCAUCUUCCAGUUCAUCGUCAGAGUCAGGAGGUCGUGGGAGGUCAUCAUCAUCUUCAAGCUCAUCAAGGUCACCAGAUGAGAGGAAAUCAAAGAUUUCGUCAUCACAGAGCAGACAGAAGCCUGGUCAACAGAGAAAGUCCAGUAGUUCAAAAUCUCGAAGCCGAUCUCGGUCCCCAGAGCCUAAACGCCUUAGAAAACAAGCAGAUGAUGAGGUUCAGAAAUCAAAAGAGCCAACCACAACCAAGGAGGUCAAGGUAACAGGUCAGAGGUCAAGGUCUGCCAGCCCUGAGGAGAAAAUGGACACUGUCCCCACGGCUGACGAAAAGGCAGAAAAAAAAGUAGAGGAAAAGUCGACCCCAGGAGAAAGUGCAGAUGCUGAAAUGAAAGAAACCAAGGAAUCUACCGACUCCAAAGUUCAACCUGAAGCAAAGGAAAUCAAGGUCACAAAGAAAAUAUCUCUUAAUCGGCGACCCCUGGAUGAUGAAGGCGGCGAAGAGAAGCCCGAAGCGGUGGAGGAGAAGCCUGCUGUGAAGAAGAGGAAAUGGGGCUCCCGGUCUGCGACAUCCCUCUCCCAACCCAAACCCAGGAAGGCCACCAGUAUAUCCAUAUCUACAGAUAGUCUCAAGGAGCUGAUUCCAGAGAUAAAGCAGGCUACUUUGAAACUUGCUCCAGAGCCAAUUAUGGAUGAUGAGAUGGAUUAUGAGGAUGACACUACUGCGGAGCAAGCCGUAGUGGAUCCACCAUCCAUGGAGCAGCCAGACUCCACGGAGCUAGAGGAGAAGCAAAAAAAGCAGGAUACCAGAGCAGUGAUAAUACAGAGAACCAUAACACAGGAUGUGACCAAAUCAACCAAGGCAAAAAAGGAUGAAUCUGGAAGUGAGGAAAGCGGGCAGGAAAGUGAAGAUGAUGAUGAUGAGGAGGAGGGAGAUGUUGAGAAGAAAGAAGGGGAAGAAGAGCCUGAAGAGAAAGGUGGAUCCAGUGAGGAAGAGAUGGUUGAGGAAUGUGAUGAGGAGCCCAAGAGAGAGGUGAAACCCCGCCCUGAAGCCAAGGAAGAGGGGGAUGAGGCUAAGAGCGAACAAAAGGUUAAAGUCGCACAGGCAGCUAAGCCCGUUAAAAAAACCAAGAAGGAAAAAAGGGAUAGAAAUAAGGAAAUAAAGGUCAUACGUCGCCUUGAGUCUGGUGGUUUGGCGUUAAUAAAAGCUGACGAACCUGAAAGAGUGGGUCGUUCCCCGUCACCAGCUAGAAAUCCUGUUAGCCGGAUUGUUCAUGUUCGAAACCUCGUGCGACCAUUUACGUUAAAUCAGCUUAAAGAACUGCUUGGGAGAACAGGGACAUUUGGCCCUUCAGAUUUCUGGAUUGAUAAGAUUAAGUCGCAUUGUUUUGUUACGUAUGAAACUGAUGACGAAGCUGCAGCUACAAGACAGGCCCUCCACAACACUAAGUGGCCACAGUCCAACCCCAAAACCCUGCUUGUGGACUUUGCAUCACAGGAACAGCUGAACUACUACCUCGGUGGUAUGAAGCCAAUCCCACCUGCUGAGAAAAAGCCAGCGGCAAAACCUGAUGUGCGACGGGAAAGUGCACGGGAGCGAGAACGAGCAGAACGGGAGACAGAGAGGCAGCGUGAAAGGGAGAAACGAUUGAAGGAAAGAGAAGAAAGAGAAAAGGCUCGGAAGCCGGUGAGGGAAUGGGACCGUGACAAAAAGACCCGGGAGGACUGGGACCCCGCCCUCCAGAAAUCUAGGUCAAGGUCACCUAGAGGUCAAAGGUCACCCAGGGGUAGGAGGUCGGCGUCCCCGCUGGAACGUAGGACCAGUGAACGAUCUCGGGAGAGGUUAGAUCGCCGGGAUCAGGAUAAGAAAGAAGUGAAGAAGGAGGAGGAACCCCCUGCCCGACUAUUAGAUGAUCUCUUCAAGAAAACUAAAGCCACACCAUGUAUAUACUGGCUACCACUCACAGAACCACAGAUUCAGGCACGGGAAAAGGCGGGUUACAUCCGACCAAAGUUACGUCAACGGUCAGUGAACGGUGACAAGCACAGUCCAAUACGGGAACUUACAGAAGAGCAGAGGCAGGCGGAACAGAGGAAACCAGCUGUCAAGGACACUCGUUUACAGGAGAGAGUAGAGAAAAGACCAUCUCUGCCACCAAGACGGCGUCAAGAGUCAAGCCCAGACGACAGAAGAAGACGACGAUGAGUUAUUGGGUCACUUGGGAAAAUGACUACUCGUGGAAAAUAGUGCAGCUGACAAUAUUGUUUUUAUGGAGUUUUAUAUAUCUGAUCAUUAUUAGAAGGAAAAUGUUCUUAUUAUUAGAAGUUAGAAGGAAGGCAACUUUUUUAUAUAAGAAGGAAAAUCUGGUCAGGAUAACAGUUUUUGUUUGAUUGGAAUUUGAAAUUAAAGUUCAUAAUCAGAAAGAAAUCAAGAUGAAAAAAAAAUAUGAACAUGCAGACCUUUUUCUAGAAUUUCUUAUGUAAAUUUAGGAAAAUAACAGCUAAAAUCCUGGAAUAAGAAUGUAUUUUAAAAUUUUGAAUUCUGCAUAAUUUAGAAGAAUUCUCAUUUGACUAAUCAGUUGCAUUAGUAAAAGGUCUUAGAUAUAAGACUUGUACCUUGAAUUUCAUGUUUAAUACUAAUGAUACUGUUUUAAUUUUACUGUGCCUUGAGAGAUCAUGUCAUGUAAUUAAAAUACUUUUAUUAAGGUUCUGCAUAUUGUAAACACAGGGAUUUAUGGUUGAGAGCUUUUAACUUCAGACUACUUUACCGAUGUAAAGAUUGCUUUUUUGCCAGGACAUUUGCAUCACAAACAGUAUGAAGUACCUUAAAAUGAAUAUGAACUACUUACACAAUUUCAAAAGGUUUACCAAGCUUUGGGCAUGAAUGCUGUAAAUACUGAAACAGAGCCCAGGUCAGUUUUCAUGAUUGACAUUAGCUGUUAGAACCCCUGUGAAAAAUACCUGUUUUGGUGUUAGUUAACAUUUCGAGAAUCAAUGAACCAAAUACGAGCAGUUCCAGAUUUUUUAAAACAUAUUUAUCAAGUCUCUCAGGCAAAAAUCUUUGCAAAAUAUAUUGCAGACUACAUCUAUCUCUAAUGUUUGUGUGUAAGUAUGCUCAGAUUGCUAUUUACAAUGUUAUGCCUUAAAUGGAACACUUACCAAACAGUUUAUAUCAAAGAUUAGGGCUCAGAUACUAAUUAACAUUUUAAAAAGUAGAAUGUACAUGUACAUCAUUGUUAAAAGCAUGAAGGUGCAAUCUAUGUAUAAUCAAAGCAAGCUGAUAACACCUUUUGGCUUCAAGUCAAUAACAUAAUAAUAGUGUCCCUCUUUUAUCUUUCUCAAACUCAGUUUUGUGGAAAUCAUGUUUUAUAUUUGUUUAUUUAAAGAGCAGGAAUAAACGUGUAUAUUGUACUUUGCAUACUCCAAUUGGAAUAAACAUAUUAAAAGUAUGAUGUUAAGUUGGAAAAUGUUUAUUGGUUUUCAUUUAAUUGACUGCAUUUCCUAGCUAUUCAAAUAGAAUAUUUGGUUUUAAGUUUUGAAUGUUUAAAGGACUGGAAUCCAAUCAUGUUUAUUUUCCAUUUCUCUAACCAUCUUACAGUUGUUCAUUUUGUGUAGUUGAAUUUGAUAAUAAAUGAUGAAUGUCUAAUUA